This is a messenger RNA of Acaulospora morrowiae, 300 nucleotides long. The record is from the annotation of a GenBank genome assembly. Lineage: Eukaryota; Fungi; Glomeromycota; Glomeromycetes; Diversisporales; Acaulosporaceae.
AUGCCCAUAAGGUCGAUCAAUCAUAAUUUCGCUUCGUUGCCUAAGGUUAUAUUUAAUUUUCCAACUCUUCAAAUGUUGAAUGAUGAUUAUCUCGCAAGAUUGCCAGUGGAAACGCUGAACACUAUCAUGACCUAUUUAAGUGAUGAUGAGCAGAAAAAUCUUUCUCAGACAUGCAAAUGGCUAUUUAGGAUAGUAAGAAAGUAUAAAUUCGGUUUUGUCGCACCCUUCUGGGAGGUUGUCAAUUUUGGAAACGUCGACGGUGUCGACUCCGAUUUGAUCGCCUCCAAUUACCGGGAUGGU